Molecule: messenger RNA, 378 nt
Organism: Kwoniella botswanensis
Lineage: Eukaryota; Fungi; Basidiomycota; Tremellomycetes; Tremellales; Cryptococcaceae
Exons: 4
Coding region: 1-378 (125 amino acids)
Source: RefSeq, a predicted model, not a curated record
AUGUCUUCCAACCGAGAAAUCAGCGUCACUCUCUACGAAAUCAAACGAGUCGAGAACGGUCGACCUGUCUGCGACAACAGACCUUUCAAGUCUACCAUCCAAAUGAACGAGAAGCUCGAAACCCUCUUCCAAAAAUGGCAAAAAGACAGAGAACCCGAGACUCCUCUUAAAGAGUUCGAAUUCCUCCUCUACCGACGACGAAACGAUGAACCAGGACACGGCGGUAUGACCUCUGGUGGUCCAGAUUCCGGUAAAGGAGUCAUCAGACUCAGAGGUGAUCAAACUCCCGAACAAGUCCACAUGCAAGACAACGCUCGAAUCUAUGUCAAGAGAGAGAACCUCCAAUGCGACGUUGAGGAGGAACCUCAAAUGGCUUAG